This is a messenger RNA of Acaromyces ingoldii, 1920 nucleotides long. Its product is annotated as DER1-domain-containing protein. Gene Ontology annotation, cellular component: Hrd1p ubiquitin ligase ERAD-L complex; endoplasmic reticulum membrane. Gene Ontology annotation, molecular function: misfolded protein binding; ubiquitin-specific protease binding. The coding region runs from base 74 to 1426 and encodes 450 amino acids. Gene Ontology annotation, biological process: endoplasmic reticulum unfolded protein response. Lineage: Eukaryota; Fungi; Basidiomycota; Exobasidiomycetes; Exobasidiales; Cryptobasidiaceae. The transcript has a single exon. The record is from RefSeq and is a predicted model, not a curated record.
ACGUCUCACCAGCUCUUCUUCACCUCUCCUUUAGAGAAAGGCACAGAGGCACCCGUCGUUGGGAUUUGUUAGCAUGGACGAGCUGCUCAAGAUCCCGCCCGUGACGCGGACGCUGCUCGGGAGCACGCUUCUCGUCACGCUCCCCGUCCUUCUCCAGCUCUCGAAUCCGUAUCACAUCCUGCUCUGGUGGCCUGCCGUGAUCCGGAGAUGGCAGCUCUGGCGGCCCAUCACUGCCUUUUUCUUCGGCGGCAAGGGUCUGCCACUCCUCUUUGACACCUUUCUGCUGUUCCGUAACAGCACUGACCUCGAGCUCAACACCUUCUACCGACGCACGUCCGAGUAUGCCUGGGCGCUCAUGCUCAUCGGCUCGCUGAUUCUGGCGACAAACUACCCACUGGGGUCCCCCGUCCUCUUUUCGCCCAUGCUCAACGCGCUCACCUACCUCUGGGCGCGCUCGAACCCGCAUGCGGUGGUGAGCAUCUUUGGGCUAAUCAACUGCCCCGCGCCCUACCUCCCCUACGCCUACCUCGCCCUCGACCUUGUCCGCGGUGGACCGGGCCUGGCGGUGCAGAGCGCGACGGGCCUCCUCUCGGCCCACAUCUACUACUACCUCGCCACCAUCCUGCCCGCCACCGACGGCGGUCGUGGCCCACGAUGGUUGCCGGGCGCGCCAGCCUUUCUGCAGAGGCUGCUCCCAGACAGCCUUGACCCUGCCACGGCACACCAGCAGCCGCAGCAGGGUGGUAGUGUCCGCUCGACGGGCUGGGGCGGCACCGCCUUUGCGCCCGCUGGUCGCUCCUUUGGCGACUCUAGCGCACGCACCCCCGCACAGCAGCAGCAGCAGCAAGGUCGAGCGCUCAACUCGUCAAGGUCCGCCGGAGGAGGAGGGAGCUGGAUCCCGUCGUUUCUGCGUGGGGCCUCCUCGUCUGCGUCGGCUUCCAGACCGGGCGCUCGGGCCUCCGGACCCGACCGCGAGGCGAUGCUGGCCGCUGCCGAGGCGCGACUGAGGAGCCAGCGGGAGCAGAGCAUCGCGGGACGCAAUGCCGCCGCGAGCAGGGCCGCGCAGCAGGCAUCUGACUCGCCAGAAGCGCGCGCCCGCGCCGCACGCACCAAUAGCGGCGCCACUAGUGCAGCCGCCGCGGGGAGUGUCCUGGGCGAGCAGGAGCAGAGCCGGACGAGCGCACGGCCAUUUACGAGCACGACGCCGUCCAGCCGAAAGUUCAGCUUUGGAAAGGAGGCAGCAAAGGGCAGCGGCGAAGACAAGGACGAGGAGCAGCAGGAGACGGCCAGCGGCUCGGGCGGCCGAGUGGCGGAGAUCAGGCGGCGGGGCGCAGCACCCAACAACGAAAAUCAAGAGGGAGAGGGCAAGGAUGGCCAGGCCGACAGGGGCCACGACUGGGGCCAAGGCAGAAAGCUGGGAGAGUAAGGAGGAGGAGGAAGAGGCGCAUACAUACACACACACGCCCGCGCGUCGUCACAAUCUUGUGCCCUAAUGUCCAAUUCAUUAUUCAUUCAUGGGUGAUAUGGGCCACUUCUGAAGAUUGUGAUGGUGCUGGUGCUGGAGUUGCUAUCGUGCAAAGGCCCUAAAUUUGUUGAUACAAAGUGUGGUAGGUGUGUCUAAGCGUUCACGCUGCUCUUGUCCCUGCGAGCAAGUCGAGGACGGCUAUCGUCUGUGCCUCGUCCGCCUCGAGGCCCAGGCCGCUCAUCUCGUUGCUCUCCUGCGGCUUGACGAGACCACGGAGAGAAAUGUCGUAGACGACCUCCUCGAUCUUCUUGACGUCGUACUUGAUGCUGUCGAAGCGCUUGCGCAGGCUGUCGUUUUUCAGAUUCAGCAGCUGGAACCCAGCGUGGAGGUCCUUGACAAAGGCGCUGAGGCGGAGGGGCGUCGCGAAGUCGCCCAGCGUGACGCUGUUGACGGCC